Messenger RNA from Naegleria gruberi, 351 nucleotides. RefSeq lists its product as uncharacterized. Lineage: Eukaryota; Heterolobosea; Eutetramitea; Acrasida; Naegleriidae. The annotation marks the transcript as partial. The transcript has a single exon. The record is from RefSeq and is a predicted model, not a curated record. Gene Ontology annotation, biological process: phosphorelay signal transduction system.
AGAGCACUAGUCGUAGAUGAUAAUGAGCUUAUUAGAAAGCUUGUGAAGAAUAUGCUCAAAAUGUGUAAAUGUGAAGAAGCAGAAAAUGGUCUAGAAGCUUUAAAGAAGUGUGAAGAACAUGAAUUUGAUUUUAUCAUUUUAGAUAUUAUCAUGCCUCUAAUUGAUGGUUUUGAGGCAGCCAAAAUUUUGAGAAACGAACGUAAAGUCAAGACUCCAAUUCUUGCAUUGACAGGAAAUUCACUGCAGGAAGAAAUUGAUGCCCUUCUUAAAAUUGGUGUCAAUAAGGUAAUGAUCAAACCGAUCAAAAGAUUAGAACUAUUCUCUGAAUUGAGAGAUGUACUAACUGAAUAA